UUUAUUUAUUUGGAAAUUUAUAAGGCAACAAACGGAAAUUGCGAGCAAAUAGCUUUUUCCAUAUAUCCUCGGAGUGUCAUGUAUUGGUGGAUUUUUGUGUCUUUGGUCCUCAAUUACGGAAGAUGCAAACAAAUAGACGUAAUCAUUGGACUUGAUUUAUCGAAAAACACAAAUGAAUCGCAAUUCGAUCAACAAAGACAGUUCUUUCAGGAGCUGAUAGAAGGACUCUAUCUAUACAAUGACACAGAUACAAGUUAUCGCGUAGGGGUGUUUGCAUACGACGAUACUAUUAUAAAACCUAAAAAUAAACUAUGGCCAUUGGGAAACAUGACUGAAUUUGAAGCAAAAGAAGCCUUAAAACCUUUUAAUUACUCUAUCGAUCAAAAUAACCCUUAUUUAGACCACGCUCUUCGCUUUGUGUUGGCCAGCCUGGAUGACGACAGGUCCAAUAACAAGGAUAGGGAAUGCAGCGAGAAGAUAUUGGUGUUGGUUGUGACUGACAUCGUUGAAAAAUGGAGCAAUGGGAAAAGAGAUUUAGCAAGGUUGAAGACAAUGGGUGUCAAAACCUUAUUUGUUGUUGUCGGGAAGGCAGCAGAUAGUGAGCUAUUAAAGGGAGAAGAAAUACUGAUUGUUUCGUCUUUUAAUAAUUCUAUGGAUAUCCAAACAAAUGCUUCACAUUUCUUAAGGAACAUUCUGGAGGAAGGAAAAGGUUCGUGUUGUGAUUCCAGUUUCUCGGCAAACCAGCUGAAGGACACCAGAUGUUCCACGCAAAUGGGAAACAUGUGUGAUAUAAUAUGUUCUGGCGUUUUUGACACAAAGGUUGUCUUGGCAACUUGUGAACCAAACGGGGUUUGGAGUUCAGGAAAGGAAGAUGCUUGUAAAGGUUUUGGAUUGCAUGUGGUGUCUUUAGUGAUUGGUGCAGGAUCCUCACUGGUGUUCCUCGUGGUUGUAGCGAUGUUUGUGUUUCUACUACGUAGAAAGAAAUGCCAGUCGAAAAAAAGGACAAUUACACCUGCUUUCGAAUCACCGAUUCAUCGAUCAGUAAGAAAUAACUACUCGGCUCCUUCAUCUCAGAUGUUAGCUGCAGAGCAAGCUAAGGUAGAAUCAGAUGAAGAUUCUGACGAAAGCGAUGCUGUGGUUUACGAUUAUGCUGAGGAAGAUGCAGUGAAUGCCAUUUCGAAACGUCCAGUGAAAUCAAAGGAUAUCCAUAAAAAUGAAAAGAAAAAUAACAUCGAUAUUGUUCAUUUUAAUGCGCAAUUGGGAUUAGGUAUCAAUUACAAUAAUGAUACAGAAAUGUUAAACAAGCCAAUAGAACAAAUUGCUCCAUUAGCAUGCACUGUAAAAAGUGAAGGCUCAUGGCAUGCAAAGUACGAUGAUGAUGAGAUUUACAUGAACCAAGAAAAUGAGACUGAAGAUAACCAAGAAAUAUACAUGAACACUUUAAUUAGAUAAUCAUUUCAUUUGAUUCUUAAAUAGGAUAUUUGCAAAACAUUAAGGAAAUCCCAAAUCCCUUCUUGAUUUUUGAAAUUCGACUAAUGUCACAGUCCAGGUUCCGCGAAGUCGUCGGUUUUGGCAGUGGUUUUAGCAAAAUGGCCAUUGUUACAUGCACGAUGUUUCGAUUGAUUGGGUCAUUGUUCAAACACGUCGGGGUUAUUCUAGCCUUAUUGUACUGGAAAAAGGGUUUUAAUACUACCGUUUAUACAUGUUUGUUUUUUUAAUCAGAUACUUUUAUAAUACAACUACAGUAUUACAUCAUUUUUGAUGAAAUUUUCAGUGUGUGUUUUUGUUGUUUUUUUUAAUGCGCAUCAUCCCAUUUAUUUAACAUAUGUAAUGAAUGGUACUCAUGCUCCAGUUAUAAGUAGAUUCUACUUUAUGCAUUUUCAAUUUGUUUCCCGUUUUUCGGGACUUUUGUACAUGUGUUUAUUUUCGUGUCGAUUCUGAUCUUUCUUUCUUCUUUCACAAAAGUUUUAUAAAUCCACAUUCAUUCAAUUUCGCUUGUUUACAAUAACCCUGGCUUAACUUCAUUAUGAUUUUCUCAUAAUAAAUGGAGA
This is a messenger RNA of Magallana angulata, 2051 nucleotides long. RefSeq lists its product as uncharacterized. Lineage: Eukaryota; Metazoa; Mollusca; Bivalvia; Ostreida; Ostreidae. The coding region runs from base 79 to 1452 and encodes 457 amino acids. The record is from RefSeq and is a predicted model, not a curated record. The transcript has 5 exons.